AUGAACCCCUCUGUUGUGGCUGCCCACAAGAGGAUUGGACUUCUCCAAAAGUUCAACAAAUGGCAAGGGAAAGCCAUUGAGAAGAUGCAAAAGUCCAUGGACAAGAUGGUGAGCAAGAUCAAAAGUUUGGAGAAGAAGGUUUCUGGUUCUUCAAGCAAGAAGAAGAAGUCCAAGGCCCCCACUUUCCCUAGGAGUAGGUCACUCCUCACCACCAAGGAGGCUCCCUACCCAAGAGCCUCACAGAGCCUCUUCUUUCGAGCCAAGGGAAGGAGAAGACAACACGCAGAGAAGGAGGAAGACUUCCAAGGCCAGACGCUCCAGCUCGACCACCGGACUCGAUCGAGUCCAAACAGAGGAAACUCAACUCGAUCGAGCUGA
This is a messenger RNA of Microthlaspi erraticum, 378 nucleotides long. The record is from the annotation of a GenBank genome assembly. NCBI's taxonomy places the organism in Eukaryota, Viridiplantae, Streptophyta, Magnoliopsida, Brassicales, Brassicaceae.